AUGGUAGAUCGAUUGGUAGAUCGUAUCUUCGCUGCAGCUCAUCCUCCUCCUCCGCCUCCUCUACCACCACUGCCACCUCCUCGUACUGGAGGAAUCGCAUUUUUGACGGCUAUACGUGAAGGGAAACUGGAUGAAGUAAGAAAACAGAUUUUCAUAGUGGUGUUGUUGUAAUAUUCAGCUAGCUGCAGCUAACCUCUAUUUAAAGGAGCUGUGUCACGAAAUUCAGCCAAAUUAGGUAAUUACAAAAUGCCCGUUAAAAAAAAAAAACAUUAAAGGAAGGUUAAAAUAACGCAACAGAUACAACAGAUGCCACGGAUGGGCAAAACUGAAGAGGAUUGAAACGGAUUGAAAUUAUAGGGUUUAUGAAAACUGUUCAGCCUAACAAUUUUUCAAAGUUGGUCUCUGCUGUUUGCAACUUCAAAAAUAAUGUUCAGGAGACAUAUUUGUUUGUCUCGAAUCUCUGCUUGUGUCAUUUACAAGUAAUUUCGUUGCUUACUUUAAGUUCCAUAGUGACUGAGGGCUAUAGUAAUUAAACAAAAUCAACUGGACAGCCGUGACACAGCCCCUUUAAUAUUAUUAUUAGGCUUAGCUAAUAAUAUUAUUUAAUUUAGUACUUUGAAUCUUUUUAUUUAUCUAAAAAGGAGGCCGUUUUAUCACUGCCUGUUGAAAAUUAAGACCAAGGAAAUAGCAGAAAAAUAUAUCUUUGCAAAUAGGAGAGACUACUGUCAACUCUUUGACACCUUUGAGGUUGGCACAAAAUUUCCCUCUUAGAGAAAUGACCGUCUUAUAGAGAGUCAAAGGAAGUAAAGAAAGGCAAGGGCGGACUCCAGGUGUCCAUUUUACAGAGGUGUCUGUCUUUUAGAGGUGUCCAUUAAGAGAGAGUCAGCUUUUAUAAUAUAAAAGAUUGAUUGUCAGGGUGAUCGAGUGUAGUCCUGAAUAGGUGUCAAUGUGAAUUUGACUCUGAAGAUGAGUACUGCGCAGGUUGUUGAAACAUCAGUCUCUGUCAUCCACUAAAGUCCUAUUCAGGACUUAACUCACUCGGAUGAUCAUAUGUUUCACCUACUUAUGAAAUGACCCCUGGGUUCAAAUGUUUCACAGAAACUUAUUACCAGGGUGCAAAGAAAGUCAGUUUCACAGCCUGCCAUUUGGGCAAGCUGUAGCUAGCAUGUACUGGCUCACAAGUCAUUUCAACUAGCCCCAAAACCCUUUUUGAUUAGCAGGAUUGAUUACAAUCCUUCAAAAUUUGAAUUUCUUCAGAAAACAGCACUUGCCCAUUGGGCAAGUUAAGAACAAGAAUCACAAGCCCAAUAGCAAAAUCCACUAUCGACUAUUGGACACAACUUUCUUUGCACGCUGAUUACACGUAAUAUAAGUCAGUAGAUAAAUGUUGAAUAAGCCUAAACAGGAGAUAAGUUACAAAAUAUACUGUCUACAUCCCUGAUUUAACACUCAAAGGGACACAGCCAAUGGUGUGUAUAAAAGAUCAGGGUUUGAAGGAACUCACAUCUUAGGCAACAUUACCCCCUUUCUCUGAGUUAUGCUACUUUGGGUUAUAAUCUCAUCUACUCAGACUGAUUUCUUUCUGAGGUUUUGUAGCACUUAAUUAAAAUUUGAAUAUGGUUGAACAUUUACUUAGGCAACAAGGAUUUAUGACGUUGAGAAGGUGGAUCCAAAUGUUGCAGAACAGCAAGGAGAAACUGGUUUGCACCUUGCCGCAAGAGAUGGUUACUUGGAAUUGGUAAAGUUUCUUUUGGAGAUUGGAGCUGAUGUUAAUCGGAAAGGUAUAUAUGAUCAAACCAAGGGGUGGAACAUUCCUUACUGCCUUGAAUAACGAGCAUUAUGGAUAAAUUUAUUUGUUACGCUGUUAUUAAUCCUUAAUCUUCAAUGGUGGUAAAGGUAAAAUAAAGCCUGUGUUGCAGCUAGCAGCCAAGGGGUCCAUUUGUGCAGCUAGCUAAUAUCCCAGCUAUUUCCAUAGAAUGAAGGUACUAGGAACAUUCUACUUCCUGGAUGGGAUGCUAACUGUGUCCAUCUCAGAUUAACUGUACCUCAGCGUGAUCCCAAGAAGAGCUCAAACCAGAAGCUCUUGUUCUGAAUACCUUGCAAUUACCAUUAGGCUACCGCACUUCCAAACCUUUAACCCUUUAAGCCUUAAUAUCCACAUACAAAUUCUCCAAACUUAUCUCUAUAUAUUUCCUUAAAGAAUGUGUUGAGAAUUUGAUAAAAGAUCAAAGCAUUUUCUCUUAGGUGAUCAUUUUAUUAAUUCUCAUAACCUAAUCUCUUGACAUUGUAUGGAUAUCGCUAGGAGAAAAUUGAUGUUGGUCACUAUUGGAACUUAAAGGGUUAAUGGGUGAUCAGCAUCUAAGUUUCUUAAGACAAACAGUGCUUUUUAUUGAAAUAAGACAGUUUGAAGAAUAAAAGUAGUGUGAUCAAGUUAGGAAGGCGUUGAUUGCAAUCAUAUUCUCCUUAACUAUGUGUACCAUGGAAACGACUGGAGAAGGUGUUGAUAAUAAGCAUACUGUUCUCUCAAAUGAGUUGAUUUUAUAGGAAAAUGUGCAAGAAAAUAUAGGCAUAAAUGCUUAUUCAAGUUUAUGUUUGAUUUAAACAGUAAUGGCCAAAAAUUCAGUUUUUAGACUAGUUUUUUUUUAUCAUUAGUCUUUUUGAACAUUUUUUUUAUUAUAUUGCGCAGAAGGACGCCAAAAAGGCGCAAUCCAUCUAGCUGCAUCAGGAGGCCAUCUUGAUGUGGUGGAAGAGCUUAUUAGGGCUGGCUCUACUUUAGAUGAUGUGGACAAAGUUGGUCGGUCACCACUCAUGUGGGCAGUAGCUUGUGGAUAUGUUGAAAUUGUGAAACUGUUGCUGCAGGCAGGAGCAUCUGUGGCAACUCAAGGAAAGAGGCAUGCCCUUCAUGAAGCCUGUAAGAGAGGAUUUCAUGAGCUGGCUCAACUGUUAAUAGAUGCAGGAGCACCAGUAAAUAACCCACAGCAUUGUAAGUUAUUACUUUGCAUAAUUAUUUUAUUUUUAAGUCAAGCCAUUAUUGUGUUAGCCUGAGACUGGUCCUGAGAAAACAGCUGACAUAUCAUGAUACCACCAGUGGUUUCCCCACGAAAUGACGUCUGAGAAACAAGCGCAGAAACUCCAUACUGAUGAUGCAUCAUCUACCCUGAUUCCCUGAUCUAGGUAGUGCUUCUGAUUGGUUGAAGCAAAUUAAUUUUUAGCCAAUCAGCACUACUCAGAUCUGGGUAGUGAUGCAUUAUCACUAAGUAUUGAAUGGAAUGUCUGUGCUGGUUUUUGCUCAUAAUUUCAUAGGGAAACCAGUGGUGGCAUGUUGUUUACUCAGGCUAUGAUCGUGUGAAGUAACUUAGAAUACCAUUUCGAUACUGAACAUCAAGAAACUGACGGGGAGAACAGCGGGAAGACGAAUGAUCUCUCCAAUGCUGGGCCUUACAUUAUUUUGUGGAACAUUUUUAUUUUCUUAAUUAACAGGUUGUAUUUUGGAGGCCUUGGAUAAACUGGAAUGUAAUUGGACAAUUGCAUUAAUAUUACUGUAAAUAGACAAAUCAUAGUGCCCUUUCAUUAAAGCCCAUCCUCUUUAAUGUUAAAAACAUUAAAAUUAAGAAGAUCACCCCUUCUUACUAAAUAAAUUGUAGUCAAUGUGUCAAGAGCUGAUCUCCUUAUAGCGAGGACCUUUAUCUUCAAUAAAUGUGGCAUAAAAACUACACAAAGAAUGAUCCAUGAGGACAUCACACUAGGAAUUUAGCAUGCUUUAAGCCUGCUCUCCUCUGCAGAGGCUUAAAGGGGCAUGGUGCAAGUGAGCGCGGGCACUGGUUUUUGCACCUGCUCUCACUUUGCGCAGGCGAAAUCCAAUAACAUGUCACUGAGCCUCUGUAGAGGCUGAGGAGAGAGCUUUAAGUCAAACUAAGGGCGGUUUCCAUUUGUCAGAACUGACCGGCCAGGACGUUCCCCUCAUAAUGAGAAUGUUUUAACUUUUAAUGAAAGCUAUCCAGCCAGAUCAGACAAAUGCUUAAUAGUAUGCAUGAAGGAAAUCGUUUUUCAUCAAAAACUCUUGGAAAAAGCCUACUUCAUUUUCAAAAUGAGCGGUGCAGCCAUGGUCUGGCCGGCCAGUUCUGACUUUUGGAAAGCGCCCUAAGUUGUUUAACUCAUCUCGACAGCCAGAAGAGUGAUUCAAAUUUUAAUUGUUUGUCUUUAUUAUUGUUAAUUAGUUUCUGGCUAUGAACCAUGGUCACCUCUCCAUAUUGCUGUUCGUCAGGGAUAUCUUGAUUGUGUCAAGUUAUUAAUCAGGGCGGGGGCUGAUGUAAACAGUGUUAAUGCAGGCAAACACACCCCUUUACAUGAAGCUGCAUACAGAGGAUAUGAUGAUAUAACAUCAGAACUUCUUCUUCGAGGAGCAGACCCACAUGCAGCCAGUAAUCAGAAGAGAACACCUUUACAUGAAGCUUGUAGGCAAGGUAUUUUUGUGACACUCUCUAUUACCGUAUUUAUUUGAAUAAGUGCCCAACCUCGAAUUAGCGCCCACCUUGAAUAAGCGCCCAUCCUAAAGGCAGAAAGAGUUAAUAAGUGCCCAGCCUUGAAUAAGUGCCCACCCCCUUCUCCUCCCAAUCAAACUCAAAUAAGUGCUCACCCCCACCCCACCCACUUGAGUGAAUAAAUUCUAAUAAGAGACUUCCCCGAGGACAAAGUUUUCCUCAGGGUAUUUUACAGAAACCUUGCUUCGUUACAUCUCCGCGUUUUGUUGUUAGCAUUUAUUGUUUUGUUGCAAAAUAAACAUACUUCACUUGCUGAAAAUGGUGAAAAUUCAAUAAGCGCCCAGCCUCGAAUAAGCGCCCACUCUCAAGGUCCAAAAAUUUAAUAAGCGCUUAGGGUGGUUAAUCGAAUAAAUAUGGUAUUUUCAAGUCUAGGCUUGAAAAAAGUCAUAUCUAAAAAAGUCAUAUCUAAAAAAGUCAUAUCACCUUUAUAUGAAGCUUGUAUGCAAGGUACCGGUACUCUAGUCUUAUGACACAAUCCUCAAUUAUUUUACACGUUAUAAUAAAAAAUGUGAUAUUGCACACACAGACUCCAAUUAUAAUAAGUAAAACAAUAAUUUAUUAUCGUUUUACUGAUUGGUCCUUAUUAACCCUUUGCUUUCACAAUUCUACACCUAUUUGUUUCCAUCUCUGUCAAAGUAGCAAUACCAAAAAUUAUUCUUGAUCUGCAAGCGAUGAUUUCAUUAAAAAAUAAUAGAUUUGAAAGAAAACAAGUGAGGCCAUUGUACAUUUUUAGGAAACUACACACCUACCCCUCCCCUAAGCCAACAUUAACGCCUUCUUUAAACUUAGGGAAAAAUGUUGGCUUAGGGAAGGGGUAGGUGGGUGGUUUCCCAGAAACUUAUAAUGAUCUGGCUCAAGAUUAGGUAUUGUAGUACUGUCAUAGUAUUAAUCUGCUGGUCAUAUUACUGUAGGUAAAGUAAGGAGUGCAAUUAUGCUGUUGGAUGUUAACAGCAAGGUCAAUGCCAGAGAUUUAGUGAGAGACACCCCUCUUCAUCUUACGCUCAGAGCUUAUCGUCAUGACAUCACGGUUCAGUUGACAUCUGUUCUUCUCCAGUAUGGUGCAUCACCAACACUUCUUGGAGGAGAAGAUGACACGCCGCUGGACAUAGCUCGACAAACAGGCAGGGAAUCCUGUUUGGAAUUACUACAAGCUGCUUUAGGUGAGAAUUAUACAACCCAAUGCACGUUUAAGAUGAAUCUAAACUGCCUUGAAGCAAAACUGCCGGGUGUUGCUUGAAUUUGAAGCAUAAUUAUUUUUGAGAAGCAAAACAUUUACGUUUGAGCCAAAAUAGUGCUCUGUCUUUAGUAAUUUGGAUUUCCAGGAAAAAAAAAUCACUUUUUCCCUUAUUGUUCUUUUUGUGUGCCAACUAAUUGAGUUGAUUUUCCUUUUUUUUUCAGAAAUGCCACAACCACUUACUCAUAUUUGUAGGGUUCUUCUGAGAAAACAGUUAGCUUGUCAUUGGGACUAUAUAGCUGAACUUCCAUUGCCAAUGACAUUGAAGAGUUUUCUACAAUUUGAAAAUGGAUUUUAA
Porites evermanni is the source of this 6073-nucleotide messenger RNA. NCBI's taxonomy places the organism in Eukaryota, Metazoa, Cnidaria, Anthozoa, Scleractinia, Poritidae. The record is from the annotation of a GenBank genome assembly.